CGUUUGUCCUUUUGUUCGUUGUGUCUCAGACCGCGACUUGCUGUGGCUCCUUUCCCCCGGCUGUCCGAGCGCUCGACUCAAAUUUGAACAACCGCAAGCCGAUAGACGCACCCAACAACCCCCACCCAAACAGUCUCUCUUCCGCUUCCUUGUGUGUGUCUGUCUCUCUGUGUGAGCUGGAGUCCGCGCGCUCAACCACACAAAACAAAACUUGCUGAAACACCAUGCUCGACCUCUUUGUGCUCGUGCCGCUGGACGGCCACAUGAUCCAACCGGAUCCAGCCACCUUGAUGCGAGAAGUGCAGCUGGACGUCAUGGCUGCAGGGACUGACAGCACCAGCAGCCCCGAGCUCCUGGCAUCCACCGCGUCGCUUGGUCGCGUCAAGAAGCUCUACUCUCCCACAGACGCUCGCAAAACGGUGGCCGAGGUCAUUGCCAUGCUCUCCCAACAGCUCAUUGCACAGGAUGCCGCCGGGGACUUGGGUCUGCCUGCGCCUCGAGCAGCAAAGCCGCUCCAUCACUCGGUAUCAACCACCUCCGCCGCAAAGGCGUUUGCCCUCAACAGCAACAGCAACAGCGUUGGAACGCCUACAUCGCCCACUGCACCCAUCUCGCUUGCUCAGGGAUUGCCUGGGCGUGAACCUGGCGAGGAGCCCGGCGAAUGGCUCCAUCUUGCAUCCCGAGGUCUCUUCCACGUCGAUUCACUCGAAUGGCUCUCGCCGGAUCGCACCAUUGAGAGCUACAGGCUCACGCCUGGCUCGGCGCUGUGGUUUCGGGAUCGCUUCCGCUACAUUAAGGUGCGCCUCAUGGACGAGUCUGUCAAGACAUUGCGCGUCGACGAGUCUGUGCCGGUCAAGUCGGUUGUCGAUCACAUCUGCGCCCAAAUGCAACUGACGCGCUCAGCAGAGCUGUCGCUCUUGGUCGAUCUGAGCGCCGGAUUGCCCGAAGGCAUGCGUGCGGGCGGCUCGGUCAUUUCACCGGCCGCCAGCCUCAGUCUGCUUCUCCACCGCGACGAACGUGUCAUCCACCUCAUGAAGCACUUGCAGACGCAGGAAACGGCAGAAUACUCAUCCAUCAACGCCGCCUUCCCGUCGCCAGCACGCGAAGGGUCUCCAACAACCUCGCCCGCACCUGGCAGUGGCUCAAAGUCAGUCGCAGCCACGCUGUUGGCCGGGGAGCACGGGAAGCGAAAUAGCAGCAACGGCGGCGGCGGCGGCGGCUCUGCCAAGAAGGCCAAGAUUGCACGGUCCUCCUCCGCCGAGUCAAACGACGCAAGUAUCGCCCGUUCGGGCAGCACAAUCAGCACCAACAGCAGCAGCGGCAGCAGCCCCUCGUCCAAAAAGGACAAGGCGGGCCAGGUACAACGCCAAAGCUCAUCUGUGCAGCAGCGCGACUCUUCCAACUCAAUCUACUUGCCCUCACCUGAAAAGCUGGCGGCUGGAGCAACCGACCCCAGUCAGGUGCCCGUGCUCGUUUCACCAGCACCAAUCUCGCCGUUGUAUUCGCGAACGGAACUUCAGCCACACCACUGCAAGCUCAAGAAGCGUCUCGAGCGGUUUGUGUCCAUGCACGGCGAGGACAGCAUGCUCAUCGACCAGCCCUGGCUCGACGUGUCGGAAACUCUGGCGCGACAACGCAUCCCGCCAGGCGCCCAGCUGAUUCUCAAGCACCGCUUCUUUGGCAACCAGAUGCAUCUCUCGCGGCGAGAUCUCGUUCGCCUACACAUGAUGUUUGCGCAGGCUCGGCACGCAUUCUCGUCCGGGCAUGUCAACUGCGAGGAAGACGAGGGUGUCACAUUCUGCGCCUUGCUCAUGCAAGUCUUGUACGGCGACCGCAACGAAGACCAGCAUACGCUCACCUUUUUUGUCGGGCACAUGAAGGGGGCUCCCAAGCGCGAGCCAACCGCGCCCCAAGGCUCCGGGCUGCUCGAAUCGCCCGUGCUCUCGUCGUACGGCGGUGCGUUUGCCGUGCCCCAGUCCUUCCGCUCUGUUGCGUUCGCGCGCCGCGUCCUCCGAGAGCACGCUUCCCUUGCAGGAAUGUCCGAAACCGACGCCAUGUACUGCUUUGUGAGGCUUUGGAACAUGGUCGAGUCGUUUGGCAUGGAAUUGUUCAGCUGUCACGUCCAUGCGACGGGCCAGCCUGCAGUCUUUGGCAUUGCCGCGGAUCGCGUUGCCUUUAUUAGCUUGGACAUGAUCAAGAGCGGUCCCGUCCAGUUCCCGCUCAGCGACAUUCGGCAGUGGAUUGUGGAUGUCAAUCCCGACACCAUCACGCUGCAGUUUGAGCACCACUCUCUCGUCAUUGGCGUGCCUGGUUGCGCCAAAACGAUCGACGAGACGCUUCGCGCCUACCUCGAUCCGUCCAUGUCCCAGGAGGCCAUUCUCGAAGCCGCUGCCGCCUCCUUGGGCCUGGAUGGAACCGACCCCGAGGUUUUCUCUGCCAUCCUAACGGCGCCCAAAAUUCGCAAGUAUGUCGGAACAAUCAAGGAUGCCCGCGAGAAGGCGCGCCGGACGAGCAACUUUGCGAUCGCGCGUGUCGACAACGAGACGUUCUGGCAGGAGGAGCUGGACGCCAAGCAGAAGGGCUCCAAAAAUGGCCAAGCCGGCAAGGACCCUGCCGUCCCCGUCAUCCAGACCCCGCCUCACGAGCCGCAGUUCAUUCCGCCGCCGCAAGCCAUUCCGUCUCCGACAUCGGCCAUUUCCCAGCUGUCCGAGCUCACUGCUUCGUCCGCUCUCAUUGUGGGUCAAAUGAACAAGCUGGGCACCUACCGCGCAAAGCGCUCUGCCAGCAUCAGUCAGCUCACGCCGAUUGUGCUUCCGAACGCCGAUGCUCCUGCGCAACCGGAUGCGGAGGAGGUCGUCCAGUCGAUUCCCGGCAUCGUGUCCAUGGAUCCCGCCAGUGGUUCCAAGUCCAUUCGCGGUUUCCAAAAGAGCCUCGGUCGUUCGGCCGGUAUCCACCAGGUCAACCUGCUCCGCGACCAAGAGCAAGAGUCGACUUCGCCCACGCCGCUGACUGCGGCGUCAGCCAGCACGAGCGCCAGCGCCUCGGCGAGCGGCGUGAGCACUCCGUCGCAGCAGCAUCCCCUCGGCUUCUUCCCAGCGCUCGGCGCAGGUGGUGCCGCUGGCGCGCUCCUGGUCGCCGCAGCAGGCGAGGCGGGCUUGUCCUACCCUCGCGUGCGCGUCCCAAGGUCGGGCGCCACGUCCGUCUCCACGCUGUCACCGUCCAGCUCGAACUACUCUCUCGGAGCCGUUGCCACUGGCUCGCGCGGCAGCUUCACUGGGUCUGAGGGCAAACCAGCGUCGCUGCUCGCCAACCAGCCGCGUCUCCGCGGCGCGUCCGCAUCGAGCAGCUCGGGCGCCCUGGCCAAGAGCGCCAUGCUUGCGUCAGCACAGCAAAACCAGGCUCAGCCCCGCCCGCCAUCGCCAGGUCGUGUCUCUGUGACCCUGAGCGAUGGCAUGCCGGCCGGGUCGCCGCCCAGCAGCCCGCACUCUGCGCCAUUGCCCGAUCCCACACGACACCGCCUCUCCAUGUCGCCGUCCCACUUUGAAACUGUGCUUGAAGAGGAGCCGCGUCAGGGAGGCGAGCUCACCGCUCGCGAACGCAAGCACCGCAGCGUGGUCUUUGCCCUGGACAACCAGAGUGUGUCAAGUCGCGAUUCAUCCGGCUCGUUCAUUGAGCGGUCGUCGGUGGAGCAGCCCAUUCUGCCCACGUUGAGUGCAUUUGUCGUGGCCCCAGUCCUGGUGGCGACGCCCGACGAAAUGCCCGCCCUCGCGCACGCCACCUCCAUGGUUCGAGCAGAAACCAUGGAUGGCUUGAAUGCCGAUCCUGCAGAGCUGGAUGACUUGGCACGCGAGACUCAUGCCCGCACGGCGUCCCAUUCCGACGACCUCGCAGCGCCCGCGACGAAAGGAGACGAGCCGAUCGCCGAGACGAGCGAGGCGAGUGCGAGGCGAGUCCAGCUUCCGGCGAGCCGACGCCAGAGGACGAAUCUGCUUCGGCUGUUGCCAACGAAGAAACCAACUCGAGAAUUGUCCAAUACUAACAACAAAAACAAGCGAUUCAAGGCAAUCCACAAGCUCUCAGCAUCCACUGGUUUGGAGUGUUUUGACUGUUUGUGAAUUUCAAGUGUCGUAUCAUCAGUCAUUUUGUUCAUUUUGUUCGGGUCUUUUUUGCGUGUCUGAGUGUGUAUGAGUGUCUGAGUGUGUCUAUCUGUGGAUUUAUUUCUUUGUGCCUUUCUUCUUUGUUAAAAUAAACCAGCUGAUUUCUUUUUG
Molecule: messenger RNA, 4268 nt
Organism: Capsaspora owczarzaki ATCC 30864
Lineage: Eukaryota; Filasterea; Ministeriida; Capsasporidae
Exons: 2
Biological process (GO): cell-cell adhesion
Cellular component (GO): plasma membrane; cytoskeleton
Source: RefSeq, a predicted model, not a curated record